GUUCCGCUUCUCGCUCACUUCUAUCACCGACAGAGAUAAGAAUGGUACUUGAGAAGUGUUUCAUAUUUUUCCUAUCUAUCACGCAGGACUUAACUUUCAAGUCAUAACGCACUAUUCGUCACCCUUUCGGGCUUGGACAGUUCUAACAGUGUACCUAAAAGCAAAUUAAAAGCAUGCUGUCUAACUUCUCUAAAUGUGAGAAGUUUCAAACAGGCGCCCUGCCUGUGGUGUAUGGAGUUGAGUUUGUCGUGGCUCUGGCUGGAAAUCUGUUCGCCCUGUGGCUGCUGGUCGUCAAAGAGAGAAGAAACUGGCACACCGGUGUUGUUCUGUCAUGCAACUUAGCCAUCAGCGACCUGCUGUACGUCCUCACCCUGCCGUUGUUAAUCGUCUACUACUCAAAGGACAAGCACUGGAUGUUCGGCGACGCUGUGUGCAAGCUGGAAAAGUUUCUUUUCACAUGCAACUUAUAUGUGAGCAUCUUCUUCAUCAUGGCGAUAAGCGUGAAUCGAUGCGUGGCCCUCGCUUGUCCAUUUUUCACCCGCUCCUAUAUAACGCCUGGCCACGCCAAGGUCACCAGUAUAGUCAUAUGGGUCAUCGUUGGAGUCAUUUCCAGUCCGGUGUUGAAAUUUGCAUCUGUUUGCUCAGAUGGGUCUAAUAACAAAAUUCAGUGCGUGUCCUUCUGCAACAAGACUGAACACCCUCACUAUGUUUACAAAUUUUUCCUCUCUAUGUUUGGGUGUCUGUUUCCCUUCCUGGUUACUUUCACUUCUUACUGUGUGGUGAUUUGGGUAGUUUGGAAGAAUGUUAACAUAACCCCUCUUGAGAAACGCAAAGUCGCCCUGUUAGUCGCAUCAGUGCUUGUGCUGUAUGCCAUUUCUUUCGUGCCUUAUCAUUUCUUUCAGAUUUAUCACUUGCAUCUAAGAUUAUUGCAUCCGGACAACACUGUCUGUUGGAUCUAUGAUAUGUACCAAGUGUCAAAGGGACUGGCAACUGUGAACAUGUGUAUCCAUCCGGUCCUUUACAUGGCUGUGUUUGACAGUAUGAGAGUAGCAUGUUGUGGAAAAAGCUCAGAAGACAACAUCGGGGGGUGAUGAGCUGUUGCUCUUGUUGUGGUUUUUGUGUACAGUCUAACACAUGCAAUGCAAUGCAUAUAGCACUUGCUUGACUUUCUUGUAGCUAUCUUAUUUCAAAGUGUUACUAGUCUCUAUUAUGACUUUUCUAAAACACUUUCAUUGUGUUUCUUUUGGUUAAUUUCCUGUUGGCCUAGUUCAGCAAUAAAAAUUAUACUGAAUCA
Messenger RNA from Maylandia zebra (zebra mbuna), 1294 nucleotides. It is a transcript of the gene p2ry11, whose product is annotated as purinergic receptor P2Y11. The record is from RefSeq and is a predicted model, not a curated record. Gene Ontology annotation, biological process: calcium-mediated signaling; G protein-coupled receptor signaling pathway. NCBI's taxonomy places the organism in Eukaryota, Metazoa, Chordata, Actinopteri, Cichliformes, Cichlidae. Gene Ontology annotation, molecular function: neurotransmitter receptor activity; G protein-coupled ATP receptor activity. Gene Ontology annotation, cellular component: plasma membrane.